AUGCAAGAAAGUGGCGUGCCGAGAGCUUCCAGCUACCAGGAACUCGGGGCGGCGGCGGCAGCAACAGCAGCCGGCGUUUGUGCAGGCGAGCUUUCCGGCGGCCGCUUCGCUUUCUUUUUUCCCCGUCUGCGGCCCCCACCACCGGCGUGCGUCACGGCCGCCCGCAGCCCGCCACUCGCCACUCGCGCCUACUCCGCUACUCGGCCGGCGGCUGCUGCCGGCUGCCGGCUGCUGGCUGCUACUCCUGCCGGCGACUCGGCCAGAAUGCCUAAUGCCCGCGCCGCGCCGCACCGUGCCAGUUCUGCGUCCGCCCGGCCUUCAGCCGGCCGUAGACCCGCGACGUGCGUUACGGUUGGCUCGGGGCUCUGUCACGGCCAAGGACCCACCGCCCUCGCCGGCUCCCACGCCUCCGCCGUGCCGAUGCAUGCGACGCCUCUGACCUUCCGCGAUGAGCGUUGCUGUACGGUGCGGUGCAGCCACUGA
Molecule: messenger RNA, 483 nt
Organism: Schistocerca cancellata (South American locust)
Lineage: Eukaryota; Metazoa; Arthropoda; Insecta; Orthoptera; Acrididae
Product: forkhead box protein E1-like
Exons: 2
Coding region: 1-483 (160 amino acids)
Source: RefSeq, a predicted model, not a curated record